Molecule: messenger RNA, 1045 nt
Organism: Formica exsecta
Lineage: Eukaryota; Metazoa; Arthropoda; Insecta; Hymenoptera; Formicidae
Exons: 2
Coding region: 412-894 (160 amino acids)
Source: RefSeq, a predicted model, not a curated record
GCUCGAGUUCCUCUCGCGGUUUUACUUUUUUAUUAUUUCUAUUUUCAUUAUUCGUUUAUCCUCUAAGAAGGACAUUCGACGAGCGAUUAGAGAAACAUACCCCUUCCGGCGACGAUAAACAUUCAUCGAGUAUCCGGGAUGCGCGUUAUUUAGCGGGCGUUCGAGUCCCUCUUAUCGUAUUAUUCUUUGUUAUUUUUUCCUCUAUAAUCUAUUUUUAUUACUCGUUUAUCUCCGCUCGUACCGCGGCAUCUGCGCGACAAUCCUUAUAAACGCGAGAUCGUUUCGAGAAGCGUCAAAGUAUUCUCGUUCGCGAGAUAGCGAAGUGACGAGGCGACGAAGCGUGAAACAGCGAAGAGCAAAGUGGCGAGGUGCGAAAUAGCAAGAGUUAAAAUCGGUCGCGAACUGCUCGAUAUGGAACGAAUCGAGCAGAUAAUUAACGCGGCCGAUUGCAUUAAUGUAAACAGAGAUUUAAUCGCGAUAAAGUCCUACGUUUUGGGAGAUCUCGCCUCGGAUCUGCGCGAGGAGGCGCGAGGCGUUAUCGAGAACAGUCCGGAUUCGUUCAGACUCACCUUUCAUUUGGACGGAGACAUCGAUAUCGCGCGUUUAAUACAACAGAUAGAGGACUGCAUAAGAAUGGCGCGAGAAUCGCUCUACGAUUUAGUGACGAAGACGAGAACUAUGCUCGCGCAGGCGCAAAACGUUCACAGCGCGUUGCGCGACGCUCGCCGACGCGACGUCGCGCGAGCCCCCGAGCAAUUCGAGUUUCGCGAUCGCGACUUCGCCGUCCCUGAGUUGAUCGACAGGCUUCACGGACGCGAGGAUAGGCGAGUCGUCGCGUCACCGACCGACAAAGAGCCCGAAUCGCGGCCGAUCGACGAGGAGCCCGAAUCGUGACCGAUCGACAAGAAGCCCGAAUCGCAGCUAAUCGGCGAGGAGCCCAAAUCGCAGCCGAUGGAGGACGAGGCCGAACCGUCGACGGUCGACGAGGGUGAACCGCCAGCGAGUGUACGAUUGGAGGAUUACGAGCCCGAAUCGCAGCCCUUCU